This is a messenger RNA of Erigeron canadensis, 974 nucleotides long. RefSeq lists its product as uncharacterized. Gene Ontology annotation, molecular function: chromatin binding. Bases 67 to 810 code for a protein of 247 amino acids. The record is from RefSeq and is a predicted model, not a curated record. The transcript has 3 exons. NCBI's taxonomy places the organism in Eukaryota, Viridiplantae, Streptophyta, Magnoliopsida, Asterales, Asteraceae.
CGGAUAUCACUUCCCUGUUCACAGAUAGGGCCUUUCUCAUAAAAACACACACAAACAGCGGCGAAGAUGGGCGUCCCUAAACCACCACGCCCACCAUUAUCACAACCGGCGACUGAAGAAGCAAACGGGUCAAAGAAUAAAAGAAAACGAGGCUUCAAUGAAUACCAACAACAACAACAUAAUAAUAAUGAUACUGAUAAUGAUGAUUCUGAAUAUGAAAUUGAAGAAGAAGAAGAAGAAGAAGAUGAUGAUGAAGAAGUGGAAGUGGAAGUGAAGCCCAUUGGAAAUGCAGUUAGAGUUUCUGGUGAAGUUGGUUCCAUUCUAAAGAACCAUUUUAUAGGCUUUGAAUUGGAUGCCCUUCCUUAUUACCUUGAGGAUGUUGUACUUGUAGUUCCCGAAGGACAUCGUUUGGACGUGAAGCCCUCUGUGGCUAUAAUUAAGGAUGUAACUACAAUAAAAAAUGAGGGCGUUACUGUGACUGGGCAGAGGUUAUAUCGACCUGAGACUGCAAAAAAGGAAAAUGGUGAUAGGUGGAAAUCGGAUGAAGCAAGAGAACUUUUCUAUAGUUUUGAUAAGUAUGAGUUCCCAGCUGACAAUGUCAUGCACAAAUGUCAGGUGCACUUUGUCCCAUCAAGCAAAAAGAUCCCAAGUGCUAAUAAUUAUCCUGGUUUCAUUGUUCAAAAGGUCUACGAUUCUGCAUCUAAGAAACUCAUUGACCUAACAAACACAGGUUAUGAAGAAUAUAAGCAGCAUGAAAUCGAUGUGCUCAUAAUGAAAACACUUUCCCGGAUUCCUAACUUGGAAUGGUAGAUUAGAAGAGUCUAGCUGUAUGAUGUCGGUCAUGUAAUAUUGUAGUAUAAAAUUGCUUAAGAGUAUCAGGUCACCCCUUUUUGUUAUGAUGAUGACUGGCAUCUUAUCUUUUGAAGUUUCUGUUGGAUACCCAAUUGGAUAUACUAAUGGUUACUCGAGUUAAA